AUGGCUCCAUCAGCAACAGUCUUUUCAUCUACUGUUAAUUUAGUAAAGACAAUAAUAGGAGCUGGUCUCCUCGCAAUACCUUUUGCGUUUAGGGCCGAUGGUAUCCUAUUGGGAGUCAUUUUAAUUGUAUUGGCCGCUAUUACGUCUGGCUUUGGUUUAUUUGUGUUAGCUAGGUCUUCGAAGGUACUGAUAAACCCUAGGCAAACUAGUUUCUUCACGCUUUGUUCCAUAACUUACCCUAAUGUGGCCUUUUUGUUUGAUUUUGCGAUGUUUAUGCAAUGCUUUGGAGUAAGCUUGUCAUACUUGAUUCUUAUUGGUGAUUUAUUUCCUGACUUAUUUGGGGGGAAUAGGAAAUGGUGGGUUUUGGGUAGCGGUAUUUUGAUUCUGCCGCUAACGCACUUGCGGAGCUUCGAUAGCCUCAAGUAUAGUUCACUAUUUGGCAUCCUAGCUAUUCUGUACUUGGUUGCGAUGAUUGUUGGAGUUUACUUGCAAGGCCUGCUAUGGGGAAAUGAGUAUUCUCCUAAUAGGGGAGAAGUACGUUGGGUUGAGAUCAGUAGCUUUAAGGAUCUGAUUAGCACGUUCAGCAUAAUGAUAUUCGCUUUUACUGCAUCUAUGAAUAUAUUCAGUAUAAUCAAGGAAUUGAAGGACAACUCUAUUCCCAACAUUAGAAGAGUCAUUAACUACUCUGUGGGCAUUUCGACAGUAGUUUUCAUUCUGGUAGGUACCUGUGGCUACCUAUCAUUUGGGGAUGGUGUUGAUGGGAAUGUCAUUCUGAAUUACAAUAGGAACCACAUCUCGACCAAGCUUGCAGAGCUUGCAUUAGGGUUUAUUUUGAUUGUUUCAUUCCCUCUUUUGUUCCACCCAACCAGAGUUGCAUUUAACAAUAUGAUCCAUUGGGUUCAUAUCAGUUACCAGAGAACUUCCCUGAAGUCUUCUUUACCCGGUGAUGACCAAAGUCUUUUAGGUAGUGAUUCAAGACUAAUUGCGAUGACGGUUGAAGAUGAAGAAGAUAGGGAAGUAUUAGGCCUGGAAAAUGGUUCAUAUCAGUCGCUACCAAGAGGCUCCCAGCUCCCAGCAGAGCCAAAUGAGGAAGAUGAUUCAGACACGCCUAUUGUACCUCUUGAUGGUAAACGCUUUUAUUUAGUCACAUGGCUAUUAAUAGUAGUGCUAUAUGCUCUGGCCCUAAAAGUGGGAUCAUUUGCUUUAGUUUUGGCAAUUGUGGGUGCUACGGGUUCAACAUCAAUUUCAUUCAUUUUGCCAGGUUUAUUUGGAUACAAAUUGAUAGGAACAGAGUCUUUGUUAAGAGGCUACCCUCCAUCACGAUUGGACAAGUUCCUCAAAAAUUGCAGUCUAGCAUUGGUUAUUUAUGGAGUAGCAGUCACUGGUAUUUCAUUGCUGGUCAUUAUACGCUUCGGUGUUUGA
Molecule: messenger RNA, 1422 nt
Organism: Eremothecium sinecaudum
Lineage: Eukaryota; Fungi; Ascomycota; Saccharomycetes; Saccharomycetales; Saccharomycetaceae
Gene: AVT7
Product: Avt7p
Exons: 1
Coding region: 1-1422 (473 amino acids)
Biological process (GO): amino acid transmembrane transport
Cellular component (GO): fungal-type vacuole membrane
Molecular function (GO): L-lysine transmembrane transporter activity; L-serine transmembrane transporter activity; L-arginine transmembrane transporter activity
Source: RefSeq, a predicted model, not a curated record